Molecule: messenger RNA, 4151 nt
Organism: Amaranthus tricolor (Joseph's coat)
Lineage: Eukaryota; Viridiplantae; Streptophyta; Magnoliopsida; Caryophyllales; Amaranthaceae
Exons: 6
Coding region: 3358-3630 (90 amino acids)
Source: RefSeq, a predicted model, not a curated record
GGGAAAAGAAAACGCAUACGCAUACACGUGACUACUAUUUUUCCCUUCUCUCCCAUUCUCCCUUCUCUCCUUGUUCCCUAAAACUUUACCAGUUGCCGGCCACCGCCGCUGCCACCGGAGAUUUGCUGCCGACUGACGCUUGUUGUGGUGCCGUCGCCCUCCAAAUCUCCAAUUUCAGUUUUAAUUUAAGUUUUAAGAAAAAUUUGGAAUGGCUAAGAUCGGGGCAGUGAGCAUUACCUCUUUCAACCUUGUAAAAGCUGCGGUUGUCUCCUCAUUCCAAUGGAAAUUAUUCUUCUUGAGCUGAUCAGUUAAUGGGGCUGCUAGCUGAGCAUAAUGCUGAAUAAAUCGGCUAUAAUAUCCUGUUAAGCCCAAAAAUCCCCUGAGUUCUUUCAAAUUCUUGGGCAGCGACCAUGCUUGCAUUGCUGCUACUUUCUCCGGGUCCAUUGCCACGCCUUCGCCUGAUACAAUGUGGCCGAGGUACGCCACUUGGGAUUGCCCAAUCACACAUUUCUUAGCGUUGGCAUAAAACUGAUGUUGAGCUAGGAGCUCUAAACUUCUGAUAAGUGUUGCUCAUGUUCCUCCAAGGAAGAACUGUAAACCAAGAUGUCAUCAAAAAACACCAAUACGAAGCGGCGAAGAUACGGCUUGAAGAUCUCGUUCAUUAGAGAUUGAAAAGUGGCAGGGGCGUUUGUUAGUCCGAAGGGCAUAACUAAGAACUCGUAGUGGCCCUCGUGAGUUCUAAACGCCGUUCUAUGCACGUCUUCCUUGCUCAUACGAAUCUGGUGGUAACCAGAUUUCAAGUCUAACUUAGAGAAGACAGUGGCCCCACACAAUUCAUCCAACAGCUCUUCAAUGACAGGAAUGGGAAAUUUAUCGGCAACAGUCUCUUUAUUCAGAGCUCGAUAGUCUAUGCAAAACCUCCAAGACCUAUCCUUCUUCUUCACCAAUAGAACUGGACUUGAGAAAGGACUCCGAGAUGGUUGAAUUAUUCCUGUUUGUAACAUAUCGGCCACCAAUCUUUCUAUUUCUUCCUUCUGAAUUUGGGGGUAUCGAUACGGUCGGACAUUAAUCGGAUUAGAACCAUUCUUUAAGGUAAUUUGGUGUUGUUUGGAGAGUAUUGGUGGUAAUCCAGUGGGCACCUAGAAAACGUCAGUAUAUUGUUGUAGCACACGUUGCAAGGAGUCUGGUACAUUUGUUGGUACCCCUUUUGUUGCCCCCAGCACUUCCCCUUGCAAGCUAGUCAGCUAUAUCAACAACCCACCCUUUGUCUUCUUAAUCACCUUCAUCAUGGACUUCAAGGUGAAUAUUGAUCUCUCCAGCGAGGGAUCCCCACAAAUAUGACCUUGCUUCCCUUCCACAUAAAUUGCAUGAGAGGGGUUUUCUAGUUGGUCGAUAUUGUGCCCAACUUGGCUAACCACUCAAUGCCUAAUAUUACAUCCGAAUGCCCAGCUCUAAUGGCAAAAAAUGAUUUGUGAUGCUAAGUGCUCCCAAAUCCACUUCCACAUCCCUACAACGCCCCAUCCCCAACCUUGUUUCUCCCGUACCUAAUGUUACCCCGAACUCCUCCGUCGGGUCGACAGGAUUUUCAAGUUUCUGGAUAAUUUUUAGUGAAAUAAAGUUAUGGGUGGCCCCCGAGUCUAUCAUCACCAUCACCUUGUUACCCUCAAUUGCCUUAUAGCUUCAUAGUGCGCGGGUUGUCAAUACCCACAACUGAGUUUAACGAUAUUCCCGUUGUUAUAGUUUUGGCCUUAACUGGGCCGUCAUUUUCUUCCUUAAUUUCGCAGUUAUCUUCAUCCCCCUCAGCUACAAUCAAAACACUCCACUCCUUUUUUUUUUGCAAAUGUGCCCCAUCCUCCAUUUCUCAUCACAUUUAUAACACAACCCUUUUGAUUUGCGAUCCUGAAAUUCUCGAUCACUCAGCCGUCGGGUGUUGUCGUGGGUUGGGUUUCGGUUUUGGGGGUUCGGAAUUUGGAAUGGGUUUCGCUGGGUGUGAAAAUUUGGUGACGGUUGGUAAUGUUGAGGUGUCGGGUUAAUUUUGUGGGUAACUGUUGGUGGGUUUUGUUUUGGGUAUGUAUAAGGGUGGUGGGGGUAUGAUGGUAACUUACAUCCAGGUCCACCUUGGUUAUUUAACAAUCCCAGGGCAAGUAACUUCUCCUCAAUCUUCACCGCCCAUUCUAAGGCUUCAUCCAUGUUCACCGGAUCCAUCAACCUCAAUUCCGUCUGAAUCUUCCAUUCUAACCCCUUAAUAAAAUUCGCUAAUAAACACGAUUGGCAGCGAAUUGUAUGAACACCUUCUCAUAUUCUUCGACUCCACCUUCUUGUCGUAUGCUCAUCCAUUGCUCCAUGAGAAAGCCCCUUUUGCGUCCCCGGAAGUGUUUCAACAUCAUCCUCCUCAACAUUCUCCAAUUGGUGAUGGUACUUCUUUUGUUCUCCCAUUGGAACCAUGCUAACGCAUCUUCCGCCUUACUAACCCAUCCAUCUGGAUCGUCGUUGAAAAAAUUGGGAAUUCCAGCUUACGAACAUUCCAGUGGUUUUUUUUUUUUUUUUUUUUUUUUUUUUUUUCCUUCUGUAUUUCAUUCCACCGAGUGCCGAAGCUCCUCUAUGUAUGCUAGUUCCUCCCCUUCUUUUUGACGGUUUUGCUCCACCUCCGACCUUUCCUGGUUGCUAACUUGAGUGGUUUCACCAUUAUUUUCUCCCAUCUGAGCAUUUAUGGUUUUGACUUCCGCCAUAAGCGUGGUCAAGACAGCCGUAAUACUCCGUUGACCUUUUGUACACUAAUCCAAUUUUUUGUUCUGAUCUGCAACCACCCUCGACUGAGACUCUUCAAAGCAUUUUUUUAACUCAUUGAACCGUUCCUCCAUGCAUUCCUUCAACUCUGGAAUAUCUCCCUGUAAUGCAGCAACAACCUCCUCUAAUUCAUCCAGACGAGUGGCUUGUGCGGGCGGCAUGAUCGGUAAUGCUCUGAUACCACUGUUGUGAAUGUGAUUAGCACUAUAGUAAAUGAACCAGCAAAACAAGCUUAGCAAUAUUGACACAGAAUAGUAAAAGAGAAAGAAGAGAGAAAUAUCAGCUAAAGUGGAAUGCUUGUAUUAUUUAAUAGAGAGCAGUGUACUCCCUCGAGCUCUUCGAGUGGCUCGAUAACUCCUACGGUACAAGACCAAUUGGUACUACAAGCAUAAUGAAAUCUAUUCCCCCCUUCUUUAGAUAUUGUAAGUACUAUAUUCUAGAAGACUUCUAAAAUACAGCUCAGCAAAAUAUAAAGACCCCCAUUGACAACAUCUUUUUGUGAAAAUCAGCCAAAGGUUUUGGCAUAAAUUUCAAUUCCUUCAUUUGGAUUAAAAUCUGUCACCCAGAAUUAUGCCUUCAUUGCAAUCAGCAUUACCUCCAGAACUUGCCAACAAUGUCAUCAGGCUUUAUCGUGAAUGUCUACGGCGAGCAAAAUAUAUUGGGAGUCAGCAACAUAACACACCACUUCUGGUUAGUAUGGUAAGGCAACAGUUCAAGAAACACAUGCAUGAGACAGAACCAGAGAAAAUUCAGAAGCUAAAGGAUGAUGCGGCCAGGGGACUUAUAAAUCACAUGCUGUACGAGUCAGAAAGGCUGACUGGUCAAAAGAUCAGCAAAAAUUGAGCUUCUGACUUCCUUGCAGGAAGAGUAUGAUCUGACCAGUAGUUUUGAUGAUCAUUCCAUCAAAAUAUGUUGUAAUAAAAGAUUUUGGAUCUGUUUAAGAGCUAGUUUUUGGUCUGCAUUUUGGUUUACAAAAGAUAUUGGAGAGCUAUUAAGAAGUAAUUGCAGUUAUAUACAACUGAAUUUGAAUUUAAUAGUUGUAAUAGAAGUACACUGAUCUGCAUCGCUGUUGGCUGUAAUAGAAGGUGGAAUAAUUGAUCGAGUUUGGGUAAAGCUCUUUGCAGCCCUUGUGACGGUUGAGUUACAGACUCCUGAUCGAGUACACUCUGAUUAGCAUCCCCAUGAGAAUGCCACUAAAUUUAUUUUGAUCGAACUCCUUUAUUUUGUAACAAUUUCAUUUUGAGUAAUGUUAUCACCAUUUCUUUGAUUUGGAAAAUUGUAUUUUGUCUCAAGUAUUUUCUGAUUGUUUUACUUGUGUACUUAACAAUGCAGAGAAAAAUUAAUAAAAUGACUGUUUUAUUUCC